Messenger RNA from Colletotrichum spaethianum, 702 nucleotides. Its product is annotated as uracil-DNA glycosylase. Bases 1 to 702 code for a protein of 233 amino acids. Lineage: Eukaryota; Fungi; Ascomycota; Sordariomycetes; Glomerellales; Glomerellaceae. The transcript is spliced from 3 exons. The record is from RefSeq and is a predicted model, not a curated record.
AUGGCGAGCCAAGAAUCCAAGUCUGUCAGCAGCAGCGGUCCUACGCAAUGCGUCGGCCCAUUGUACCGCUCAGAGAGUCAAAAGCCCACGGCAACCGUCUCCACCGAGAUCAACUCGGACAACGUUAUUAUCCUGCCCCAGACGCCUCAGCUCAUUGCCCUCCUCACCAUUAUUCGAGACAGGAACACUGAGCGUGGUGACUUCAUCUUUUACUCCAAUCGCAUCAUUCGCCUGCUUGUCGAAGAGGGGCUGAAUCACUUACCCACUGUUGAGCAUGAUGUGACAACGCCCAUUGGUCGCACCUACUCCGGCCUCAUGUUCCAGGGCAAGAUAUGCGGCGUGUCCAUCAUGCGCGCCGGCGAGGCUAUGGAGCAAGGUUUGCGGGACUGCUGCCGCUCUGUGAGAAUCGGCAAGAUCCUGAUCCAGCGGGACGAGGAGACGGCUCAGCCCAAACUCUUCUACGACAAGCUGCCAGAGGACAUUGCCCAGCGCUGGGUGCUUCUCUUGGAUCCUAUGUUCGCCACUGGUGGUUCGGCCAUCAUGGCCGUGCAGGUCCUCAAGGCCCGGGGUGUUCCCGAGGAUCGCAUUUUGUUCCUGAACCUCAUCGCGAGCCCCGAGGGUAUCCAGAACUUCACCGCCAAGUUCCCCAAGCUCAGGGUUGUCACGGCAUUUGUUGACCAGGGUUUGGAUGAGAAGAAGUGA